CACCAGGUCACACGCGCGCAUACACACUCCCACCCAGUAGUCAUCCUGCCUGCUGUUGUCACUAGAGUAGUUUGUCCCCAGCUAGAGUAAAAGUGCGGUAGCUUUGGCGUAAGCCGCGCUUGAGUUUAUUCAUAUUUUUCGCGGACUUGACUGCAGCAUUACAUCGCACUCCCGCCGAGGAGGAAGAGGAAAACAUUUAUUUUUCUAUUCGUCUGCUCACUGAAGAGGUUGGCUAGCAGGUUCCCCACCUACAUCUCAGAGUGUGGAUAAACAUUCCACCUUGCAAUCAGGAGAUGUUGCCGUAAUAACUAUUUAAUGGACACAGCUUUUCUUUAAGCAAGAUGUCAACCGCAACAGAAAAUGGGAUUGGGGGGGCUUGGAGUUCCAACAGAGAGAAAACCUAUAAGAAGACGACAUCAUCGGCGUUGAAGGGAGCCAUUCAGCUCGGCAUUGGCUAUACAGUUGGAAACCUCACCUCUAAGCCCGACAGAGAUGUGCUUAUGCAAGACUUCUAUGUGGUUGAGAGUGUCUUUCUACCCAGUGAAGGAAGCAACUUGACCCCGGCACAUCAUUAUCCGGACUUUCGCUUCAAGACCUACGCACCGCUGGCCUUCCGCUACUUUAGGGACCUGUUUGGCAUCAAACCUGAUGACUAUCUAUACUCAUUAGUCAAUGAGCCUCUGAUUGAGCUGACCAACCCUGGAGCCAGUGGCUCGCUCUUCUACUUGACCAGUGAUGACGAGUUCAUCAUUAAAACGGUGCAGCACAAAGAGGCAAAAUUCCUCCAGCGAUUACUUCCUGGAUAUUAUAUGAACCUGAACCAGAAUCCACGCACCCUACUCCCCAAAUUUUACGGACUAUACUGUAUCCAGUCGGGAGGCAUCAACAUCCGCCUGGUGGUUAUGAACAAUGUGCUGCCUCGCUCGGUUAAAAUGCACUACAAGUACGAUCUAAAAGGAUCGACGUACAAAAGACGAGCGUCACGGAAAGAGAGAGAAAAAUCGUGUCCGACCUUCAAGGACCUGGACUUCCAGGACAUGCACGAAGAAGGGCUUUACUUUGACGCAGAGACUUACACCAAUCUGAUGAAGACUCUCCAGAGAGAUUGCCGGGUGUUGGAGAGUUUUAAGAUCAUGGACUACAGCCUGCUGCUGGGUGUCCACGUUCUGGACCAGAACCAAAGAGAAGGGCAGGAACAGGCAGCGGGCGAUCGAUCUAGACCUGUGGGCCAGAGGGUCCUCUACUCCACGGCCUUGGAGUCAAUCCAAGGGGACGGCAAGGCGGCUGAAGUCCUCACUACAGAUGAUACCAUGGGUGGCAUCCCUGCCAAAACACACAAAGAAGAGAAGCUGCUCAUCUUCCUUGGCAUCAUUGACAUUCUACAAUCAUAUAGAUUCAUAAAGAAGUUGGAGCAUUCAUGGAAAGCUCUGGUGUAUGAUGGCGAUUCCGUGUCGGUGCACCGGCCCGGUUUCUACGCCAGCCGCUUUCUCAAGUUCAUGAGUACUCGUGUCUUCAGAAAGACUCACCAGAUUCGAUUUUCCCCUUCAAAGAGGACACGCACAUCAAUCCACGCUCUGAAGUCGUCCUCACAGGAGAUCCUUUCGUCGCAGGCGGAUGAGAGGGACGAAGACCAGAGCGGGGGCAACCGUAGGUGGGGGGCCCGCAGUCUAGCGAGUCUGGAUGGACAAGGUGUGUAUGGCUCUUAUCUACAUCCUGAUCUGGUCCCCCCCAACCCAUCUUACUUUGAGGGCUCCUCAGUGGGCACGCUGUCAUGUUCCUCCAUCAUGGUUGGCGUGGACAACCAAACAGACGAAAGAGAGGACGCCGGCUCCAGCUCCACGUUCACCUUGGAGGACAGCGCCAUCUGCCUCACAUCUGAGAACAGCACCAUGGACGUGGACACGGAGCGCGACGACGGCUCCGUUCUCGACGUCUACUUGUGAACCUUUACCAGCUACAAUCUCCUUUUGUGAUGCUACUGCCAUUGCUGCAGUCAUGUUGCCACUCAUAUUGCCAACACAAGAGAUUGACUGUGAAAAGAUGUCACCUGAAUCUGUGACAUCACAGCGUGCAUUGAAGACACUUUACGCCAUCAUGUAUCUUAUCAUGGCCUCCACAGCAAUCUGCUCUACAGUAUAUUUAUUUACUCCAUAUUGUAUUGUGCUGAAUAGACAUUUUUCCAAGCUCCGUUAGUAGCUGAUCCGUUGACAAAUGUUCACCGACCACCUGAAAUGAGCAAGGACAGAAACCUGGACCACAUUUGUACCUAGAAUGGAUGGAGUGGCUCACUGAAGCACAACCUUCGAAGAGCGAAAACAGGCACUUUUCUCUUUGGACUUCUGAUUGUGCACAGCAACAUUGUAGAUCAUUUUGAUAGUUUUGUUCGUGUCAUUGCGGAAGGUCAUUUCAUACUGAAUAAUGCUUUCUCUUGCAAAUCUCACAUCCACGAUGCUGUCCGAUUCAUCAUCAAUAUUCCAACGACAAAUGUAGGAUCUUGUGAGUCAAUGCCAUAAUUUAUUAUAUAAAUUACCUUUUGUUGAGAAUCACAUUUAGACAAUGCAUAUUUAUGAACGACAUCCUUGUGAAUAAAGUUGAGUGAAUCAAAAAAAUAACCUUU
This is a messenger RNA of Corythoichthys intestinalis (scribbled pipefish), 2617 nucleotides long. It is a transcript of the gene pip5k1bb, whose product is annotated as phosphatidylinositol-4-phosphate 5-kinase, type I, beta b. The coding region runs from base 342 to 1943 and encodes 533 amino acids. The transcript is spliced from 15 exons. Gene Ontology annotation, biological process: phosphatidylinositol phosphate biosynthetic process. Gene Ontology annotation, cellular component: plasma membrane. The record is from RefSeq and is a predicted model, not a curated record. Lineage: Eukaryota; Metazoa; Chordata; Actinopteri; Syngnathiformes; Syngnathidae. Gene Ontology annotation, molecular function: 1-phosphatidylinositol-4-phosphate 5-kinase activity.